Paramacrobiotus metropolitanus is the source of this 3872-nucleotide messenger RNA. RefSeq lists its product as uncharacterized. Bases 191 to 3811 code for a protein of 1206 amino acids. The record is from RefSeq and is a predicted model, not a curated record. NCBI's taxonomy places the organism in Eukaryota, Metazoa, Tardigrada, Eutardigrada, Parachela, Macrobiotidae. The transcript has 13 exons.
ACAGGAUCAACGACUCGGUUACACUGAUUGCAUGCCCGUAACGAAUUUAGUCCUCUCAUUAUUACUACUUGUGACUGCAGAGAACCAAAUUUUUUCCCUGCCUGAUCAAUAAUCAAAUUCAGCCGCUUAAUUUUCAUGUUGAAACUGGCUGAACUAAUAAGAAGUUGGUAUCAUUAAUUGCGAUGUAAUAAUGGAUCCAGUUUUAUGCGUGGAAUUCGGUGCAUUCUUCAUUAAAGCUGCGGUUAUUUCCAGCAGCGGACCGCGCAGAAUCACGGACAGCAGCGGAUCCGCCGACAUCCCAGCGUUUAUUCAUUAUGAUAACAAGAGCGUAGCGAACCAACCUCCCAAUAUCUGGGUGACAUUCGGCACGGAUGCGCUGAACAAGUACAUCGACAAUCCCAAAGGAUGUUUAAUGUUUCCCAAGAUAUUUUUAGGAAAGUAUGUUCAAGAGUGCGACACCAUCAAAUCCGGAUUGCACCUGGCUGGAUGGAAAUUCACCACAGGAACCAGCGAUGUGGUGCGUGUCGUACGCGAUAUGUUAACGGAAAUUAAACACUUAGCGAACGCACAAACGCGGAUGAAGAUCACCACAUUGUAUGUGGCGCUGUCGUCGUAUCCGAAUCCGAGCGUGGAUAAAGUGUUUGUCAGUGCGGCGAAGAUGGGACACUUUCGUAGCGUUCGGGUUAUUCCGUUAGCACCAACGUUGCCGCCGAUUAUGCAGAAAAUUAUUGAUCUGAAGACUGAUCUCGUCAUCGUGCAUCUAGAUUCCACAUCAAUCGAAAUUUCGGUUAUGCGAUUUAAUGGAAAACAUUCUACUAUUGUGUAUAAGAACGUAGUGCCAAUCGGGAUUGUGGAUUUCUUAAAGGUUGUAUUAAAAUGGUGUUUGGAGAAACUGGGAAAUCUGCAAAAUCAGCAGUGCCUUAUCGAACGUGUACGAUGGCAUUGCGUACAAAUCGUGAUGAAGUUUUUAUAUACGGAAGAAACAAGUUAUCGGAUGCAUAUUAAUAAGCAGACUACAAGAAACUACUCCUCAAAUAAGAGUGCGAAAGACUUCAAUUUGCAAAUUGAGCGGCACGAAAUCCGGUAUCACUGGCGCAAAGCGUACGUUAAGCAGUUGGAGUAUCUUAACGCUAUCCUCCUGGAUUAUAGCAUAACCACCAAAAAGGUCAUGUUUUCUCCGAGAUCCCUUGCACAGUUCCUGAUCAAUCGGAAGGUCUCCAGAGCGUUUGAUUCAGCCCACCACUGCGAAGAAGAGUAUUUCGAGAGAUUGUGCCAGUGUGUUGACCAACCAGAAAUCGGUUUGUCUACACAGCCUUUUGGGGCUGAAGAAGUGGAUUACAUCGUUCCCGUUGCAAUUGACGAAUCUUACAAUACCACUCCGAACUGGAGUUUCUCGGUUAAGACAGAGUCAGAUUUAGUGGAAUCAGCGAAGAUUCCAAUGGGAAAAAGUAUUACCACAUUCGAACCCAUAUGCUCGUUCCAACAGGUUAGUCCCCACCAAGCCGGACAUAUUUCCAGUUUGCAGUUUUUGACACCGAAUUUUAUCUGCGUAAGCGGGCUGUGCAUUAUUUGCGACGUUUACGCUGUGAACAAGUCUCUGGAAGCGAGGAAAGUGUGGACCGAACAUUUUUCGGAAAGCGACGGUGUUGAACAGUGUUUGCCGAAUCUUCCCACGAAUAUGCUUCUUAUCGCCGAUAGUAAUGGGAUUCGCAUCGGUGGUAAGUUCAGCGAUCUGCCGAAUGGUAUUGUCCGGAAAGGUCAGUUUGCGAAGUGGUUCCAAUGGAUUUCCGACGAUUGUUUAGCAUACGCACUCGACAGCCACAUAAUCUUCCUGGACAUCAAAGAAGACUGUGAUGUACUGAUGCCGUAUCCGAUUUCUCAAAGGUCUCCAGUGUGGCAGUACGCCACAGCUUGCAAGAAAAACGCCAGCAACGUCAGUGGAAUGAUUCGUGACGUGCUGGAAAAAAUUAAGUUGUUAGCCGAUGCACCGAUUGCAGAAGACAUUUUGUUAUCUGCGCUAGUUGACAACACGGUGGAAUCUGAUCUAAUAACCAUCAACAAGACAGGUGUAGCCAGCGAAUAUUAUAUAAUUACCCGGUAUGCCUUGUUGGCGGCCGGUGAUGUUCAGGAUCGGACGGUGUGGGUGGAAGUGAUUACGUUAGAAGGCGAGGAUGAGCCCCUUGCAUUACAUAGUCUUUCCUUGUGCGGUUUACUCAUUGUGCUAACGCGUCGCUCGGUCUUACUUUUUACCGCAUCAAACGGCAGACUUCUUCACACAUCCCGAGUCAGUAACGGCGUCUUGGAGCGAUACCUUAACAGCGGAAUCUCCGACCGGGGAGGCAACGGAGUUCAUCAAACGUUGUUAAUUGCGGAUACCAAUAAACAGAUUUACGCUUUGCGCAUCGCGGCUGCAGACCUUUGUCAAUCGGCACUGGAAAUAGACGAUUCGUAUACCGCACUGAAAACCAGCGUGGCCUUCCAGCUGACCAUUACCUCCAGCUUGCUCCUACAGGCGCUGCCGGAUGUGGUGGAUGCCCAGGAUUUUCACUUGCUGUCGACAGCCAUGGAUAUUGUCCCAAAGUCCUGUAUGGAAGUUCUGCAAGUGCUGCUGCAAUACUACCACAAAAUUGUCGAUUGGGAAAGAGUGCUUCAACCGUCGCUGAUGCGGCACGUUGAUUGUGAAGCGUUACUGGAUAUGUUAGCUAAAUUCAAAUGCGCUUCUGGUGUGCAGAUCGUGAUCUCCUUAUUUUGCGCCAGCGACAUUCGGGUGAUUUCUGUGGAUAAGAUGCUGCAGAGAUGCUUUACGCUGGCAAACUCCUUUAACCUGAUGGAUCUUAUGCAUAAAAUCCUCCAGAAAAUGUGCACAAUAAACCCGAAACUCAUUGAGCUCCAAUUCCUGGAUAAUUUACCAGCUGAUCAUGCGUUGUUUGUGGAAUGCCAGUCUCGAGAUCUCCUGUAUGAGAGCCUUGUUCAAGCUCUUCUAAAGCAGAAUGCAGAUGAUCAUCUUAUUUCCCUAAUAAAUCAAAGUGACCAUAUCGUCCUCCUUCUACGUGCUCUGAUUGGCGCAACUGUGGACCGUGAAUUUCAACUGCUGCAACAAAUCAUACCGCGGACUAAUGAAGAUCUGAAUGUGCACAUUGCAGAAUUGCUGCUCAGCAUGGAAAGAUGGCCAACGUUAUUCGAGUGGCUGCAAAAAGUCCAAGCUAUCCAGGAAAUGGAUCCCGACUUUUCCACGCGUGUAACUGUCAGUCUCGUUAAUUCCGAAAAUGGACGAUGUUAUUUUGCACAAUUCUCAAAGCAUCUUUCUGAUGUCUUCUUGGAAGACGUGAUCAGCACGGUGGUCUCUCAAUCGGUUCCGGUACCAAGUGACUUUUGGCGUGCCAUUAUUCACAACUGCAUUGAAAGGAACCUUUUAGUAAACGCCAUCAGAGUAAUAGCUCGGUUUCCAUCGAGCUCGAUCAGUUUUGGCGAACACCUGCUGCAAACGCUGCCUGAAUAUGCGGAAGACAUUGUUGCGUGGCCAAUUAUCGUGGAGUACUUUUAUGCGUUCCCCGACGGACCUCUACGCGAACGAGCUCUAACUUAUCUGGAAAGAAAAGCGCCGGAUGCCUUCGCUUUCGCCCAUAGCCAACGGAGACAAUCGGAUCGUGAUACAGGCAAUGGCACCUGCAAUAUAUGCUGCGAUGCGGCAUGGGAUUGCGUCUUUAUUCCCUGUGGACAUGUCACGUGUUUCCAGUGCGCACAAUCUCUAGAUGUUUGUCCGCAGUGUCGGGAGCCAAUAUCGUUUAAGCAGAAAAUUUUUUUACCAUAAACGCGAAAUCUAUUGCGACCCAUACCGUCAAAUCUGUUCUACGAUGUUUGAUAAUGUGUUC